Messenger RNA from Vicia villosa (hairy vetch), 1579 nucleotides. RefSeq names its product amino acid permease 1-like. The transcript is spliced from 6 exons. Gene Ontology annotation, cellular component: plasma membrane. Lineage: Eukaryota; Viridiplantae; Streptophyta; Magnoliopsida; Fabales; Fabaceae. The coding region runs from base 59 to 1468 and encodes 469 amino acids. The record is from RefSeq and is a predicted model, not a curated record.
CCAAUUUCCAAGAAAUUGAGAACGAGACAGAUAUCUAGUGAGUCACUGAGUCAUAGCCAUGACAAUGUCGAGUAGCUUUGCUAUAGAGAAUGAGAAAUAUGAUGACGAUGGAGUCGUAAAACGAACUGGAACCUGGUUGACUGCGUGUGCGCACAUAGUGACUGCUGUAAUUGGAUCUGGAGUGUUGUCGUUAGCAUGGGCUGUUGCACAAUUGGGAUGGAUUGCUGGGACUAUUAUUCUGUUCCUCUUCUCCUUGGUUGCUCUCUUCACUUCUCUUCUCCUUACAAGUUGCUAUAGGUAUCCUGAUCCUAUUUAUGGAAUCAGAAAUCCUACCUAUAAGGUGAUGGUGCAAAAUAUCCUAGGAGGAUUUCAAUAUAAGCUAUGUGCAUUGGCUCAGUACACCAAUCUUGUAGGUGUUACCAUUGGCUUCACCCUCACAGGAGCCAUUAGCAUGGAGGCCAUAAAAAAAUCAAACUGUUUCCAUAAAUAUGGCCAUGAUGCAGAUUGCACUUCAUCUAGCUAUCCGUAUAUGGUAAUCUUUGGAGUAUCACAGAUUAUACUAAGUCAAAUCCCUAACUUCCAUAAACUUUCAUGGCUCUCUAUUAUUGCUGCUGUCAUGUCUUUUGGUUAUUCUUUCAUUGGCAUUGGUCUUUCCAUAGCAAAGAUUGCAGUUGAAGGAAAAAUUGCGAAUACAGGCCUUACAGGACUAGUUAUUGGAGUAGAUAUUACAGCCAGAGAGAAGAUGUGGAAUACUUUCCAAGCAAUUGGAAACAUAGCAUUUGCUUAUUGUUUCAGUAUCGUCAUUGUUGAGAUACAGGACACUUUAAAAUCAAGCCCGCCAGAAAUUAAAGCCAUGAAAAAAUCAACCUAUACUGCAAUUGCAAUCACCACAUUCUUUUAUGCAAUUUGUGGUCUUCUAGGCUAUGCAGCAUUCGGGAACAAUUCACCAGGGAAUUUUUUAACCGGAUUCGGUUUUUACGAACCAUACUGGCUCGUUGACAUCGGUAACAUUUUUAUCCUCGUUCAUCUCGUCGGAGCUUAUCAGGUCUUCGCCCAACCUAUAUUUUCCGCCGUAGAAAAUUGGGGUGGUAAACGUAAUCCACAAAGCAAAUUGAUGACGAAAGAAUAUAACAUAAGAAUCCCAUUGGUUGGAACAUGGAGAAUGAACAUGUUCAAGUUUAUAUGGAGGACAAUGUAUGUGAUAAUCACAACAUUGAUUGCUAUCAUAUUUCCUUUUUUCAACAACGUUGUGGGUUUGCUAGGAGCUUUAACGUUCUUUCCAUUGACAGUGUAUUUUCCAACAGAGAUGUACCUAACAAGAGCUAAAGUGGCCAAAUAUUCUUUUGUGUGGAUUGGGAUAAAAGCUCUUAGUGUGUUUUGUUUGAUGGUCUCUCUUGUUGCUGCAGUUGGAUCAGUUGAAGGAAUAAUCUCUGACCUCAAGACUUAUAAGCCCUUGAAGGCUAUUUAAACCCUUUUUUCUAGAAUAUGUUGAAUAAAAUAAAAUUUGAAGUUCUUAUGUCAAAUAAUAUUGAAGUUGUUAACAACAUAUGAAAUGUUUAUAUUUAUGGGAUUUUGAGAA